GGGAGGCCCGGGGGGUAAACGAUCCCGCUGUUUCACGUUCGUAAUCUGGACGCUCCCGAGCGUGGCGCGAUAGGGAAGGGACUGAAGGACAGAAGAGAAACGAGGCCAGAGAAAGGUGUGCUAAGCGGUGCGUGACGCAGUCCAGAGUCCGACAGCAUGGAGAACAACAUCACGCAGAUCUCUCGGGAGGACCUAGAGGACCUGAGAGAGGCCUUCAGUAAGAUAGACAUAGACAACAGUGGCUAUGUGAGUGACUUUGAGCUGCAGGAACUCUUUAAGGAGGCCAGCUUCUCGUUGCCCGGGUUCAAGGUCCGAGAAAUUGUGGAGAAGUUCAUCGCCGCCGGUGACACCAACAAAGAUGAACGGAUCAGCUUCGAGGAGUUCGUAUCGAUCUACCAGGAGCUGAAAAGCAAAGAGGUGAGGGAGUCUUUCCGCAAGUCCAUCACCAGGAGAGAUGGAAUCCGAUCCUUCGGGGGGACUUCGGGCAUCUCCAGUGAGGGGACACAGCACUCAUACUCCGACGAGGAGAAGGUGGCCUUCGUGAACUGGAUCAACAAGGCCUUAGCGGACGACCCCGACUGCAAGCACCUGGUUCCCAUGGACCCCGAAAAUGACAGCCUCUUCAAGUCUGUCAGGGAUGGCAUUCUAGUCUGCAAAAUGAUUAACUUAUCCCAACCAGACACAAUUGAUGAGAGAGUUAUAAACACCAAGAAGCUAACAACAUUCACCAUGAAUGAGAACCUGAUGCUGGCCCUGAACUCGGCUUCGGCCAUCGGUUGCACUGUGAUCAACAUCGACGCCCACGACCUGCAGGCCGGGAAGCCUCACCUCGUGCUGGGCCUGCUUUGGCAGAUCAUCAAAGUCGGCCUAUUCGCUGACAUCGAGAUCUCCAGGAAUGAGGCACUCAUCGCUCUCCUUGGGGAGGGGGAGGAGCUGGACCACCUGCUGUCCAUGUCGCCGGAGGAGCUGCUGCUGCGCUGGGUCAACUAUCACCUGGACAAUGCAGGCUGGCAGAGAAUCGCAAACUUCAGCGAAGACAUCAAGGACUCCAAAGCCUACUUCCACCUGCUCGACCAAAUAGCGCCCAAGGGGGAGUGUGAUGAAGAGCUGAGGAUCUUUAUCGACAUUUCAGGAAUAAACGAGCGUGACGAUGAGCAGAGGGCGGAGCUCAUGCUGAGACAGGCGGCGCGGCUGGACUGCAGGCAGUUCGUCACCCCUCAUGAUGUGGUGGCGGGGAACCACAAGCUGAACAUGGCCUUCGUGGCCAACCUGUUCAACACGUACCCGGCCCUGAAUAAGCCCAGCGACAAUGGCAUUGACUUGGCCCUGCUCGAAGGGGAGUCGAGAGAGGAGAGAACCUUCCGGAACUGGAUGAACUCCCUGGGCGUGACCCCAUACGUCAACCACUUGUAUCGUGACCUGGUGGAUGCCCUGGUCAUCUUUCAACUGUAUGAGAGAAUCCAGGUCCCCGUGGACUACAAGAAGGUCAACCGACCUCCGUAUCCGGCCCUGGGUGCCAACAUGAAGAAGCUUGAAAACUGUAACUAUGCAGUGGACCUCGGAAAAAGGGAAGCCAAAUUUUCCCUGGUGGGAAUCGGCGGAGAGAACAUCAAUGAGGGUAGCCAGAUGCACACCCUGGCCUUGGUCUGGCAACUGAUGCGGAGGUACACCUUGAAUGUUCUCUUUGAUCUUGGAGAUGGCGAGAAGGUCAACGACCAAACCAUCAUCAACUGGGUGAACACCACUUUAACCCAAGGGAAGAAGAACACAACCAUCUCCAGCUUCAAGGACAAAUUGAUAAGCACAAGCCUUCCUGUCAUCGAUCUGAUCGACACCAUCGCUCCCAACGCCAUCCGAGAGGAGAUGGUCAAGAGAGGGGAAAUGACAGCCGACGACAAGCUGAACAACGCAAAGUACGCCAUUUCCGUUUCUCGUAAGAUCGGGGCGAAAGUGUACGCUCUGCCCGACGACCUGGUCGAGGUGAAGCCGAAGAUGGUGAUGACGGUGUUCGCUUGCCUGAUGGGCAGAGGGCUGAAGAAAGUGGAUGGCUGAAACCCCCCCCCCAAACAACACCUGCCCAUCUGCAGUGAUUUUACUCCACCCCUGAUGUAGACAU
Molecule: messenger RNA, 2116 nt
Organism: Megalops cyprinoides (Indo-Pacific tarpon)
Lineage: Eukaryota; Metazoa; Chordata; Actinopteri; Elopiformes; Megalopidae
Gene: pls1
Product: plastin 1 (I isoform)
Exons: 16
Coding region: 157-2052 (631 amino acids)
Biological process (GO): actin filament network formation; actin filament bundle assembly
Cellular component (GO): cytoplasm; actin filament bundle; actin filament
Molecular function (GO): actin filament binding; calcium ion binding
Source: RefSeq, a predicted model, not a curated record